UGGUUGUCACUCAACGUGGGGCUGUUUUGGAAAACGUUCCGGCGAUAUUAUCACGAGCAGCAGUAUUACUAUCUGCAUCAGAUGUUGGGGCUAGGAUUGUGCCUCAGCAGAGCUUCUGCGUCUGUCCUCAACCUCAACUGCAGCCUGGUCCUGUUGCCCAUGUGCCGGAUUCUCCUGGCCUCCCUCCGAGGAUCUCGGAAGGUGUCCAGCCGAAAAACCAGGAGGCUGAUCGACAAAAGCAAAACAUUCCACGUCACGUGCGGUGCCACGAUAUGCAUCUUUUCAGUGAUUCAUGUUGCUGCUCACCUGGUGAACGCUUUGAACUUCUCUGUGAACUACAAUGAAGAGUUUCUAGCACUCAAUGCAGCCAGCUACCAUGGUGAGGAUCCCAGGAAACUCCUGUUUGCCACAGUACCUGGAUUAACUGGGGUUCUUAUGGUGCUGGUAUUAUUCCUAAUGUCUACAGCUUCUACUUAUGCCAUUAGGGUGUCUAAUUAUGACAUUUUCUGGUAUACCCACAACCUCUUUUUUGUCUUCUACUUGCUGCUGAUGUUGCAUGUUUCAGGAGGAGUUCUAAAAUAUCAAACUAAUUUAAAGGAGCAUCCCCCAGGGUGUUUUAACCCCAAUGAGACAAUUCAAGAGAACAGCCGGUUUGCAGAUGACAUUGAAAAGUCGCUCCCUGAAAAUGCCCUGGAGCCUUUCCCAGGAGAGUUCAGCAAGCUGGAACCUCUUCUCCAAAACAGCUUUGUUUGUGCAGAGGAACCGAAAUUCCAAGCUCAUUUCCCUGAGACUUGGCUUUGGAUCUCCGGGCCGCUGUGCUUGUAUUGUGCAGAGAGGCUCUACCGCUACAUCUGUAGCAGCAACAAACCAGUCACCAUCACUGCGGCGAUCCGCCACCCCUGCGAUGUCCUCGAGGUACAGAUGACAAAGGAAGACUUCAAGGCGAGACCUGGGCAGUAUAUCAUUCUACACUGCCCCAGUGUGUCGUCCGUGGAAAGCCAUCCUUUUACCUUAACAUUGUGCCCAACAAUUACCAAAGCGACAUUUGGAGUCCAUGUUAAAGUUGUAGGAGACUGGACAGAGAGAUUUCGGGAUCUUCUGCUACUCCAUUCUGGUUGGGAUUCUGAGAUUCUGCCAGUCUUCCAGCAAAGGCAUUAUCCUAAGCUUUAUGUAGAUGGUCCCUUUGGGAGCCCUUUUGAAGAAUCUUUCAAUUACGAGAUCAGCCUCUGUGUGGCUGGAGGCAUUGGAGUGACUCCGUUUGCAUCGAUCCUCAACACCCUGCUCGAUGACUGGAAACGCUACAAGCUCAGGAGACUUUACUUCAUUUGGGUGUGCCGAGACAUCCAGUCCUUCCGCUGGUUUGCUGAUCUGAUUUGCAAGUUGCACCACAAGCUCUGGCAAGAAAACCGGCCGGAUUUUGUCAAUAUCCAGCUAUACCUUAGCCGGACAGACGGGAUGCAGAAAAUAAUUGGAGAGAAAUACCAAGUGCUGAACCGCCGGCUUUUCAUUGGACGGCCUCGCUGGAAACUUCUAUUUAAUGAAAUCGCCAAGUGUAACAGACAGAAGACUGUGGGCGUUUUUUGCUGUGGACCUAGUGGGAUCUCCAAAGCCCUUCACAAGCUGAGCAAUAGCGGCAAUCCCUAUGGGACAAAGUUUGAAUACAACAAGGAAUCCUUCAGCUGAAAGCCUCCGGGAUGUUGCAAAGACUGUUCGGAAGACCUGUGUGC
Elgaria multicarinata webbii is the source of this 1727-nucleotide messenger RNA. RefSeq names its product NADPH oxidase 4 (gene NOX4). Gene Ontology annotation, molecular function: superoxide-generating NAD(P)H oxidase activity. Gene Ontology annotation, cellular component: NADPH oxidase complex; plasma membrane. Lineage: Eukaryota; Metazoa; Chordata; Lepidosauria; Squamata; Anguidae. The transcript has 17 exons. The record is from RefSeq and is a predicted model, not a curated record. Bases 82 to 1683 code for a protein of 533 amino acids. Gene Ontology annotation, biological process: defense response; superoxide anion generation.